Molecule: messenger RNA, 1137 nt
Organism: Penicillium soppii
Lineage: Eukaryota; Fungi; Ascomycota; Eurotiomycetes; Eurotiales; Aspergillaceae
Product: survival factor 1 family protein
Exons: 5
Coding region: 1-1137 (378 amino acids)
Biological process (GO): response to oxidative stress
Cellular component (GO): cytoplasm
Source: RefSeq, a predicted model, not a curated record
AUGAAUUGGCUCAAAUCGACUCUCUCCGCCGUAGUGGGCACCGAAGAGCCUAUCUAUGGCCCGGAAGCUAUCCAGUCUGUUGCGAAGCAGACCGAGACCACUCCCUUCACCAAUGUGGACAAGGAGAUCUUGCGCUGGCGCGCAUACUCCUAUACCAAUGUCGAGACCCAGACUUUCUACAUCAUGGCCGACAACGGAACUGUAGUUUUCGUCCAAGUUAUCUACAGCAACAUCGUUGGAAUCCACACCACCGCCCAGUUCAACGUGAAGAUUUUCGACCUCAGCGGAAAGGGUGACAACAAGUGGUUCUCGGACCCGCUCUCCAACUUCAUGUUCGACGAGAGCAUGACCUCCUUCGGUGCUGACAACUUGUCCCUGACCCUCAACGAGGAGGGCAAUGCCUACAACAUCAAGUCUACCGUCAACAGCGGCAGCAAUGUAGACCUCAAGUUCACCCAGACCGCGCCUGGCUUCGUUGUCGGCAAGGACGGAACCUCCUACUUCGGCACCGACCCCAAGAACCCCUGGGGCUCCAUGCGCCAUGCCUUCUGGCCCCGUUGCUCCGUCGAGGGCAGCAUCGCUACCAAGGACCAGACUUACGACCUGACCGGUCGUGGUGUCUUCAUUAUGGCUCUGCAGGGCAUGAAGCCUCACCACGCAGCCGCUCGCUGGAACUUCAUCAACUUCCAGACCCCCACUUACUCCGCCGUCAUGAUGGAGUACACCACUCCCCCCUCCUACGGCUCUACUAAGGUUAACGUCGGCGGUAUCGUCAAGGACGGCGAAGUCGUCUACGCCGGGGCCACCAACACUGUCGAGCACACAGAAACCGGCCAAGACGAGGGCAGUGACUGGCCUGCGCCCAAGUCCAUCAAGUGGGAGUGGACCGGCAAGACAACUGACGGCAAAGAGCUCACCGCUCAAGUCGACGGUGCUCUUGGCCCUCGUCUGGAUCGCAUCGACGUGAUGGCCGAGGUGCCGGGCUUCAUCAAGAGCAUUGCUGGCAGUGUCGCCGGUACCAGGCCCUACAUCUUCCAGUACUCGCCUCAGCAGAAGCUCUCCUUGAAGCUGAAUAUUGGUGGCGAGGAGAUCACCGAGGAGGGAACCAUGUUCUCCGAGUCCACUUUCAUCUCCUAG